Messenger RNA from Symbiodinium pilosum, 483 nucleotides. The record is from the annotation of a GenBank genome assembly. NCBI's taxonomy places the organism in Eukaryota, Dinophyceae, Suessiales, Symbiodiniaceae.
GACCGCUAUGUGAACGCCCAAGGCGAAGAACGGAUUGGCGUUGAGUUUGACCGCAGAUCGGUACUACAUGUUUUUCCACAUCAGGUGGUCCUUUCUGAUGCGAAAUUCACAACUGGAGAGAGCAUUAUUGGCGACGCAUCGACGUACCAACUCAGAUGCGGCAUCAUUUCCUUCGAGAGUCUCUUGGGCUUGCGCUUUGAUAGCGAACAGGACGAGUUCCUCGUUACAUCCAGUGGCCCGGUGCCGGCGACGCCUGGAGCCAUCCUUGUGCCCUGGUGUGAGGCCUUCAAGUUACACGGGGACGAGAAGAAAUCGCUGCUGGCCAAAAAUGUCGAGCAAAGAUGCCGAGUCGUUGCCAAACUUCAGCUUGAGUUUCGCAACAAGUUUGCCUCCCUGGAGACGCCUGAGCCCAAGCAGAAGCGGAGACGCUUGAGCCCAAGCAGAAGCGGGCAAGAGGCAAUCAAGGGAUUAUCGGAUAAUUAG